Messenger RNA from Microthlaspi erraticum, 1053 nucleotides. NCBI's taxonomy places the organism in Eukaryota, Viridiplantae, Streptophyta, Magnoliopsida, Brassicales, Brassicaceae. The record is from the annotation of a GenBank genome assembly.
AUGGAUAACCGAAAAUGGAGUUUGAGUAUCAUAUCUCUGGUUUUUCUCUUCAUCACUUGCUCUUCAGCUGAUUUCCUCAUUCAACAGGUCACAAAGGACAGAGGAACAACAUACAACAGUUCUUACAGUCUCGAGGCGAAUCUUGGAGUGACAAGAGUGUUGAGAGAAGAGCGUCCAUCGAGUAAGAUAGUGACAAUAGCAAGUUACUCCGUGAUUAAGGGGAGAGGUGAACCCUACCAGUCCUCUGUUUUUGAGGCUGCUGGUUACAAAUGGAGAUUGGUUUUGUACAUGAUUGGUAAUAUAAACGACGGUGGAGCUGGCUAUAUUUCACUAUACGUGAGGAUCGAAGAGACAGAAUCACUUCCAAGUAGCUGGGAAGUCAAUGUUGAUCUCAAACUCUUUGUCCACAAUCUAAACCAACGCAAGUACUUGACUGUCACAGAUGGAACAGUGAAACGAUUCAACAACGCGAAAAAAGAGUGGGGAUUUGGACAACUGAUACCUCUUUCAACAUUCGAAAACACGAAUGAAGGUUACAUUGUUCAGGACACUUGUUCUUUUGGUGCUGAGAUCUUUGUUGUUAAACCGGCUGAGCAACAAGAGAAAGUCACAUUCAUAUCGAACCCUACAGACAAUGUUUUCACUUGGAAGAUACUUCGUUUUUCGACCUUGGAAGAUAGAUUCUAUUACUCUGACGAUUUUCUCGUUGGAGACCGUUACUGGAGAUUAGGAUUUAACCCGAAAGGGGAUGGAGACGGAAGACCAACUGCACUUCCAAUCUUUCUUUUUGCUCAGGGCUUCAAGCAAAACGCAGUCGCUACAAACACUUGGGGAGCGGUUAACAUCCGGUUAAAGAAUCAACGAAGCACUAACCACAGACAAAUAUAUUCUGCAGCUUGGUACCCAAUUGGAAGUGGUUAUGGUGUGGGAGUCAACAAUAUCAUAUUGCUAGCAGAUUUAAACGAUGCAUCGAAAGGGUAUUUGGUGAAUGAUGCUAUUAUCUUUGAAGCUGAACUGGUUAAGAUCUCUGUGACCAACAUAGUUUCUGCUUAA